This is a messenger RNA of Amaranthus tricolor (Joseph's coat), 1406 nucleotides long. RefSeq names its product UPF0496 protein At3g49070. The transcript is spliced from 3 exons. The record is from RefSeq and is a predicted model, not a curated record. The coding region runs from base 206 to 1318 and encodes 370 amino acids. Lineage: Eukaryota; Viridiplantae; Streptophyta; Magnoliopsida; Caryophyllales; Amaranthaceae.
UUUUCCCUAACUUCCCUUCCAAGUAAUGCAUGCCUUGGGACUACAAAAACUUUAUAUAAAGAAGCUUCCUCCCAUUUAUCCCACUUUUCUUCAUGCUUCUUUUUUUCUCUUGCACCUUACCAUUUCAUUUUAUAUCAUCCCAAGUACUUAAUUCAUCUUUCCUCUUGCUAUUUCAAAGGAAUUAAAUUAUUGAAGUCUCAACAAAAUGGUGAACAUGAGGAAAAUAGGCUCGCGAACAAAAAAGGUCUUCUCAUGCUUUGUUUCAAGACCAAAUGAUGUUCAAGUCACAACAAUGGUGGAUGUUAGAGAAGAAUAUGCAAAUGCUUUUAGAACCGAGUCAUAUAAUGAGUUUUGGGCUCGAGUCAUGACACUAACACGAAAAAAUUCAGCCUCAUGGGAAUCUACUUCAACGUCUCGACUACUUUCAUAUAGGCUCUUUGUCGAGCAUCUUUUAGAUCCUGACCAACCUACCAUCACCAAAUUAUUAUCUUCUAUCGAAAAACAAUCAGAAAAUACAUCUCUUCUUUCUAGCUAUUUUGAACAAACUGCUAACGCAUCUAUUUUAUGUGGUCAAUUGUUAAAAAACACCGACCAUUUACGUAUUAAAUAUAAAUCCCUUAGGAAAAUCUUAGAACUACUAGAAGACCCUAAACCUUGUUCUUCAUCGUCUAAUAAUUAUUCACCGAAAAUUUUGAAUCGUUUAAUCGAAAUCACUAAAUCUAUUAACCCAUUUGUACAAUCUUCUUCCUCGUUAGCAUGUUUUCAAGCCGUUAAAGCUAGUUGUUCUGAGUUGCUUAAACGGCUUGAGUCACGUCGUGAUAAGGUUCAAGCCAAGCUUAAUAUAGUUAAGAGCUUUAAAAUUGGCUCAGCCGUUUUUCUUGUGGCUUUAACAACUACAAUUACUAUAGUUGUUGUAACACAUUUUGUAGCAAUGACUAUUGCUAUUCCAAGCUUUAUUUUUGCUUAUGGUGGUUUGGCUUCGACGAAACGGCUAGCAAUGGUGUCGGCUCAGCUUGAUGCAGCAGCCAAAGGAACUUAUAUACUAAAAAGGGAUUUGGAUACAAUAAGUCGACUUGUGGCUCGGCUUGAUGAUGAACUCGAGCAUAUUCGAGCCAUGGUCGAGUUUUGGAUGGAUCGAGCUGAUGAUCACUUGCAAGCUCAAGCCGGUGAAGAAGUGGCGCGCCAACUUAAAAAGAAUGAAUCAAAUUUUAUUGAUCAACUAGAUGAAUUAGAAGAGCACCUAUAUUUAUGUUUUAUGACAAUUAAUAGGGCUAGAAAUUUAGUUGUAAAAGAAAUAUUAGACUUGCAUCCAACAUAAGAAUCAUUAAUCUUAUUAUUUUUAUUUUUAUUUAUUCUUUGUAAUUAUUUGUAAAUUUAUUCUUGCAUUAGGAUAAAAGGUAUAAUUC